CGAAGAAGUCGAGCGUUAUCAUCUCCGAACGCUUGGGGAGUAGCGAGCGAGGCGAAGGAGAACGAAGGAAGAAGACGACGACGACGACGAAGAUGGCGACGAUAAUGGCGCUCCAGAGCUCCAUGGCGGGGCUCUCCAUCUCCAACUCCAUCUCCAACUCCUUCUUCGGCCUCCGCCUCUCCCCCUUCCUCCCCUCCUCCCCUUCCUCGAUCAAAAUUCUGGACAAACCAUGUGCCAUAGUAAUGAAGCUUAAGCGAUGGGAGCGCAAGGAAUGCAAGCCCAACAGCCUCCCGGUGUUGCAUAAGAUGCACGUUAAAGUUGGUGACACAGUAAAGAUUAUCGCGGGCCGCGAAAAGGGUAAAGUUGGAGAAAUUACUCAAAUUUUCAGGCAUAACAGCACUGUGAUUGUCAAGGACAUGAACUUGAAGACCAAGCACAUGAAAAGCAGAGAACAAGGAGAGCCAGGUCAAAUUGUAAAGAUUGAAGCAGCUAUUCACAGCUCGAAUGUGAUGCUGUACUCGAAAGAACAGCAGGUAGCAAGCAGAGUGGGGCAUAAAAUUCUCGAGGACGGCACAAGAGUUCGCUAUCUCAUUAAGACCGGCGAAGUAAUCGACAGUGCAGAAAAUUGGAAAAAGGUGAUCAAGGAAAGAACGAAGGCGAAGGAGUAAUCACACUUAACAUGAAGCAGAUUGUCUGAAUUGCAUAUAGUUCCAUGUUUCUGUUUUUCUCCUCUUUAUGUUCGACGAAUUUGUUUCAGAUGUAUUUUAUGCUUUACAUUACAAUUUUGAUUCAUAUCAGCAUGCAUAUAUCACCAAUUUAAGGCUCUCUAGGGUAUUUUAUUUAUUCCAUCCUAUAUAUGGAAGUGAAGCCUAUUUUCUUUUGCAAAUGUGAAUUGGAUGCCACAAGAUGCCUUUUAUUUUGUCA
This is a messenger RNA of Ananas comosus (pineapple), 924 nucleotides long. Its product is annotated as 50S ribosomal protein L24, chloroplastic. The record is from RefSeq and is a predicted model, not a curated record. The transcript has 4 exons. Gene Ontology annotation, molecular function: RNA binding; structural constituent of ribosome. Gene Ontology annotation, biological process: translation. Lineage: Eukaryota; Viridiplantae; Streptophyta; Magnoliopsida; Poales; Bromeliaceae. The coding region runs from base 93 to 668 and encodes 191 amino acids. Gene Ontology annotation, cellular component: mitochondrion; ribosome.